GCCCUGAAACGAGGUCUGAGAAGGGGUGCAUCCUGGCUUUACCCCUUUUCAUCACUCAGGUACAUUGCAUGCACCUGAGCCCCACUGGGUUGGCCCUGCCUUCCCACCAGGUGCUCAAUCACUGCUUCAGGCCGUGACUCAGCAUUUCUGCUACAUACUUGUUCAUCUUACAGACAACACACUGGAACUUAUGUCCUAAUUGCAAUCACAAUUUUUUCAAAAUUAAUAUACACUUUAUCUUUGAUCCUCAGUCUUACUUGCCUUGGGAUCUAGCACCAGCUGUUUGGAAAUGUGACUUUUGGGUUGUUUCUAUUCCAGAUUAUCACUGAAAUCCCUGUGACUCUUAUAUCAACUUAUUAAAACAUCCCUUUCCUUUUUUUUUUUCUCCUGACAGCUCCUGCUAAAUGCAACAGUUUUUGCCAGAAUGUCUCCCAGUCAGAAAUCCAGCCUUGUAGAGGAGUUUCAAAAGCUGGAUUACUUUGUGGGCAUGUGUGGAGAUGGAGCCAAUGACUGUGGGGCUUUGAAAGUGGCACAUGCAGGGAUAUCAUUGUCAGAGCAGGAGGCAUCGGUGGCUUCACCUUUCACAUCCCAAACCCCCAGCAUAGCGUGUGUGCCAGAGCUCAUCAGGGAAGGCCGUGCUGCCCUGGUCACUUCCUUCUGCAUGUUCAAGUACAUGGCUCUGUAUAGCACCAUUCAGUACCUUGGUGUUCUCCUACUGUACUGGCAACUAAACUCCUUUGGGAAUUACCAAUUUUUGUUUCAAGAUCUGGCUAUUACCACUGUAAUUGGUAUGACAAUGAGUUUCACAGAAGCCUACCCAAAACUGGUUCCCUACAGGCCUCCUAGCCAACUCAUCUCACCUCCCUUGCUGCUCUCCGUCAUACUUAACAUCCUCUUCAGCCUCGGCAUGCAGAUUUUUGGAUUUCUAAUGGUCCAGAAGCAGCCCUGGUAUUCCAAGACUGAUAUACACAGUGCCUGCCUCUCAGUGAACAGCCAGAUGGAGAAUUCUUCCUCUGCCUCCAGACUUGUCCUCCAUGAUGUGAGAGAUGGAGACCCUACAGAAGUGGACAAUGGCUACAAGAGCUAUGAAAACACCACAGUGUGGCUGCUAAGUACGAUCAACUGCCUCAUCAUAGCACUGGUGUUUUCCAAGGGAAGGCCUUUUAGGCAACCCAUCUACACCAACUAUGUGUUCGUACUCGUGCUUGUAGGGCAACUGGGUGUUUGCCUCUUUCUGGUGUUUGCUGAUAUUGAUGAUCUCUACUCUAAGAUGGAUCUGGUUUGCACCCCCACCACGUGGCGGAUCUCCAUGGUGAUGAUGCUGGCAGUCACACUGGCUGUGUCCUUUCUUGUUGAGGAAGCCAUCAUUGAGAACAAAGCCCUAUGGCUGCUGCUGAAGAUGACUUUUCAGUACCACUCCAAGAGCCGUUAUAAGAGGCUUCAGCAGGUGUUAGAACAGGACUCAGCCUGGCCACCUCUGAAUGAAACCUUUUUCUCAGAUUCUGUGGCAGUAUCAGUAGAAGAAGAUAUGGGAGGCCAUACCAAUCCAACAUUUGACAGCAAUGAGGAUGCACUAUGAAGGAGAAUGCAGUGGAAAGACGUUGAGGAUAGUUGCAGUUGGCUGUAGAAGGACUAUCUCAGAGACAUAAAAACAAAAGGACUGACCCAUCACUACCCCCCAUUCUAAUCCUAACGGGAUCUGGCUCAUUUUCCAGUUAACCAGAAGCAGAAAAGCUGGCUGCAGUAGCAGAAUUCUGUAAUGCUGUUUUUCCUCUCCCCUCAACCUCAUAGAAAUGGCUGACAGUGCAAAUGGACCAGCCUGGUGAAAGCUCACAAAGUGCUUGUGGUUGAAAUGCCAUUGCUGCAUCCUUUUGAGCUGCAUUGUGUAGUGAUGCUUCCAGUGAUGCUUCACUCAUUGUGAAGAAUUUCUUCUGAAGUACGCAAAUGCAACACAUUGAGUAUUUCUGCUAAGUUCAUCUAUUCAAAAAAGCAGCUUUAAUGAGCAUGUGUUUUCUUACUCUUAUUCUGAUGCUAGGCUGACUUUCCGCUCACCAUGUUUUGCAAGUCUGCCCACGGGGGGUACAACAAAACAGCGUGGCCUCAGACCAAGGGGAACACUUCGUCCUUUGGGAAAGGUGUGUGUGGGCGUUGUCCCCUCUGAGCUGAGUGCACAAUUUGUUAUUUAAAGAAGUAGCUUGCCCAUGCAUUUCCUGGGCAGGGCUGAGGAAUGCUUUCUGAGAACUUCAGCAUUGGAGACUGUGUGUUCCUAAAAUUCAGUGCUAAACCACUCUUGCAUUGACACAGAAAUCCAGAGAUUGAGGCAGGCUAGGAGUCAUGGUAAAGAAUCCUUUGGUCUUUCAGAGUACAAAGCAGCUCUGGAAAACCAAAAGCAGUCACUGGAGACUGCAUUGUUUUGAUUCAACAAGUCUGUAUCAGAACUGUCUUUGAAAAGAGAUUAGCUUGAAUAAAAAAAUAACUAUUUUUCUAAAAAGAAUCACUUAUUUGGAUCAACAUAUUUUUUCACCCAUUUUAGAUAACUUCAACACAAACAUUAAAUACCUUCCCAUCUAUUGCAAUUUAGGUGACAGGACCACACAACAUCCAAACUGGAAAUAGUUCACAUUUGUUCAUGAAUCUCUCUCUGAAGUUAAGAUGAAUUACCAGUUUGCAACAAUAUCCAUUGUCAGAUGAAGGUGAGAGGUUUUAUCUCUUGUCCUGUGCAAUGCAUGCAACUUCAGGAGAAACCAUGAGUAGGUUAGUGGUGUCAUUCCUGCCAUCCUCUGUUUGGGAUGCAGUAACAAUUUCCUUGGAGACCAAAUUCACUGCCUCAUUUACAAGCUCCUGCACACAAGAAAUGUUGCUGUAUGUAACAAACUGGCAGCUGCUGCAGUUUGCAGACUAGGCAUAUAAUUUAUGUUUAUGUCACAAUUGGGAAUGGCAUAGAAGUGUCAGCUCUUUGUAAACGUGUGGUUCUUGUAGAGUUGACAAGAUAAAGACCUACUUGCCUACUAAGGCUGAAAGACAGCUUUACCUGAAG
Messenger RNA from Meleagris gallopavo (turkey), 3037 nucleotides. The record is from RefSeq and is a predicted model, not a curated record. NCBI's taxonomy places the organism in Eukaryota, Metazoa, Chordata, Aves, Galliformes, Phasianidae.